GCUCCUUGUAACGAGUCCUUUUAUUUGUGAAUCACGUGUGAAAGAGCCAUGUGCUCCAACAUUGGGAACCGUUGGUCGUGCCCAUGUCUUGCUGGGCAUGGACAAUGUGGUGCCUUACGAUGCGACCAACGAUACUCGUUGUCUAACGUCCAUGCAUCUGCUGUCGCCUUCGACCUCAUCCAUAUCUUUUCAAACACCGUGCCCUCGUACUCCAAAGUUUGACUUCGUGUUUAGGCAGAACUCAUCCUAUCUAUAUUUACAUACAUAAAUCUAAACAUAUAAGCACUCGCUGACGCAGACUUUGAGCAACCCGGCCAUCGACGGGCGAAUGCUUCCCACAAACUCCAGACGACUCCGAAGCGCUCAACAUAACAUCAUGAAAGUACUGUCCAUAGCUUCCCUCCUCUUCGUCCUCAUGUUCCUCUUCCCAAGUCUUGCGUCAGCCUGGGAGCUCACGUCUGUCCAGGUCCCACUCAUCAUCUCCUCAUGGCUAGGCAGCAGCAAUGCGACCCCGCGCGUUCCUCAAUUCCUUCUCGACACGGGUCAUCCGUGGCUCACCACCCACGCCCGGGAGAUCUCCAGUCUUCAGGACGCGAUAUCAUUUAUUUGCAAACUCUCUACCGCCGAAGCUCAAUCUAAAGAUGGCGGCGGCGUUGCGGUUGGCGACAAGAGCGGGGAGCUGCGCGAACGCCUCGAGGUACCGGCAGACCUCUUCCACCGGCUCGAAAUCAGAAACACCCGCGUCGGCGUGAGCCGCUACGGCUGGAAGAAUGCCCGCGAAAGGCUCAAUGAGAUGAAGGCGUGCCCAAGAGCACUCGCCGAAGUUCACGAGUUGACGGUUAACGUAUGGAUCCAUACGGGAAUGGGGUGGCAGACCUUGGGCGAUACCUGGGACACCCUCACCGCGGAAUCGACGCUUCCCCCAAAGACCCUGCCGGCUCUAUUUUGCGAGGUCAUGGGGAAGAUGAAGAAUUUGAGUAUGAUCGAAUGGAUGGUUCGAGGCGUCGACGAGAAUGCGGCCAUCGGAAAGGCCUUCAUCGAGGACCGGACGCGCUUGCCUGGUGUGAAACAUCUCGUGUCGACCAUGAAUGCGCCUUGGCUUGUUGACGCUUGCCCUUCGCUGACCUCUCUCGAAGUGAAACGCGAUGAUUUCGUCUGGGGAGAAGCUGCGCACACGAGGGAUGUGGCCUGGUUCGCUGCCGCGGGCAGACUCAAAGACCUGAGAAAGCUUGAUAUGGGAGACGUCGAGUGGACGGGCACGAUGACCGAUCGCGUACUUCAAGAUACCCCUCACAUUGGAGAGCUCCAUGUAGGUGCUCCAGCCUGGGACCUCAAAUAUAGAUCCAUGAACCGGGGAGACUUGCUGCGGGAUCUUGUGAAAUCCCUCUCUCUUCUUCCCGACCUCACGCAGCUUCACCUCCCGCAGUCCUUUCAACUGAAUCUCGGCUACGACGGGGGAUCGAUGUGCGGAAACGCAUACAUGGGCGAAAACGGUGCCGAUUAUCGGCGCAGCGACAUGGCUCAAGGCCUUAAGGCAACGGAAUCGGCUGGGAAGAUAGUCCGGCAGGAGUUUCCGGGGUUGAAUGGGGUCCACGUCGGUGCGUUCUACGGGGACUUCAUGACAGAUGUUGAGGGAGAGCAGGUAAUUGUCUGGGAUUGGACUGGAAGGGUGGACGAGUGGUUGGACGAGAAGCAGAUGGCUAUCAAUUUCGACGAUGAGCCUUGAUCCAGGUCAUGCAGGGGCGAUCACAACCCAACCGACGGAGCUUGUGACUCACGGUACAUACAGCCGUGUCUUCUCUAUUGAAAUUGUAAACGGCAUGUCGAAACUCAACACAUCAUCACUACACGACUAAUCGUCAACUUCCCCUGCGCUUGUCAUCUCGUUCAGAUCGUCCAGCUUUUGUAAAGCUUACUAUUCCAUCCCGCGGAAAAGCACGAUUCGCCACCAGUAGGGCCUUUCUUGUCCUAUACACUGAAGAGCAAAGUAUGUCUUUACGAAGAAGGGAAACGGCGACACAUGAUCAGAAGUGAACAGUCUCCAAUCUGGCGGCUUCUUGCUGCUCACACUAAGAUUUCUUAACUAUGAAAUGGGCACUCUCCAGAACGAUUUGGUGGGAUUUUGAAACCUCA
This is a messenger RNA of Colletotrichum acutatum, 2133 nucleotides long. RefSeq lists its product as uncharacterized. The coding region runs from base 329 to 1726 and encodes 465 amino acids. Lineage: Eukaryota; Fungi; Ascomycota; Sordariomycetes; Glomerellales; Glomerellaceae. The record is from RefSeq and is a predicted model, not a curated record. The transcript has 3 exons.